Messenger RNA from Xyrichtys novacula (pearly razorfish), 24155 nucleotides. Lineage: Eukaryota; Metazoa; Chordata; Actinopteri; Labriformes; Labridae. The record is from the annotation of a GenBank genome assembly.
GCGAGACGUGGAUUCUUCCUAAAAUGGCGGCGGUUCCUAUCAGUGUAGAGUGAAACUUUGCUAAUUUUAGCGGAAAUUUAGUCAUUUUUCCCCACAUUUGAUCGGUUGUAGUCUGAUGAUUUUUACAGUAGACGUUGUUGGAACUCUCACACGAUCAUUUUUGAUCACCAGGACCAAGCGGACUCGUUUAGGGCUCCGGUUUUGACGUCUGGUCUGUGGGCUUCCCUCGAAGUUGACGGUUGCUGAGUGCCUGACAUUGCUCUCAUACCGACUGUUGUUGUCACCUGGCUGCUGAACGCGGAACCGUUGAGGCUGUUCGUCGGCCGAGCAGAGAGCUAGCUAACCGGAGAAAGCUCAGAGGAGUGUGGGGUCUAUGCUGAUCCGGAUCCAGUCGGUUCGGGUCUGAGAACGUGUCAGCUGUCAGAGAUCUUAGGUGUUGGAUGUCACUUGCAGUCACAGUCAGCCUCAGUCUGGUUUGCAAGCAUCGUGUGAGUAUCACUGUCUGAAUGUGUGUGUGUGUGUGUGUGUGUGUGUGUGUGUGUGUGUGUGUGUGUGUGUGUGUGUGUGUGUGUGUGUGUGUGUGUGUGUGUGUGUUUGUGGCCUACACUCAUUCACACACUGUCUAACUACAGUAACAGAUAGUCUUUAAAUUAGCCAACUGUCAUUCAGCAGGUCAGGGCUGCAUUCAAAGGGGGGCUGGGGUACCUUGCCCAUUAGUGGCCCUCCCACUCCCUUUUUGUGCAAAGCAGCCCAUCUAAAUUAAACAGUGGUGACAGGAAAAACAGGAGUAAUUUGGUAAUACCAUAGUUUGAAAUCAGAUGAUGUAUGAUGUAAUGGUUAUAGAGAGCCCAGACUAAGGGACAGUAAGGCAAAUGUGUAAGUCAUCACUUUUUUGAUCAGCCAUGGGGGACAUAACUUGUAAACAAACAAAGUUUUGAUGGGUAUGAGAGCUCGGAGACCAGGAUAAGAAUAUGUUAAUCUAGCUGUAUAAGAACAAGCAAACAUAUAACAUUCAUUUUUAUCAGAAAUUUUUGGCAUUGUACUCACUUUUAUAAAUAAGAAAUACGUGAGAUAUUUGUUGGAAUCCUCCAUGAAUAACCAACCUCAGCUGUAAGAAUCAAGUUAUUAAAAAGCAGCAGGGCUGUGAACAUAGCUAGCUGUUGACCACUAUGUUGCUGCCCUGUAUGGUUCCAGAUAUUACAGUUAAGAAAGUGAUUAUCCGACUCACGUGAAACUGUUGAAAUACAGUCUGAAAUAACAUUGUACCAGUUUGUGGGACCUCCUUUGUAUCACAUUCAUCCAGUUUGAUGAAGGCAGACUGAGAAGAUCUUCCCAAAAACCGUUAAACAUGGAUUAUUUUUUUUCAAACUUUGCUGAUCCAAAAUGACAUUUUUGUUUGUCUCACAGGGCAUUAAAUUUGAAUUCUCAAUGACAGGGGUGAACUUAUAAUUGGGUCAGGAAAAUUGAUUUGGCUGUUAAAGGUACCUUGAAAUGAGCGGCAUUGGCUGAUUUCUAAGCUGUUUCAGGUGGAGAGUAUUUGAUUGUAACGUUCAUGGAACCAUUCAUCCAUCCAUCUAUUUUCUACUGCUUAUCUCGACUUGAGUAGAUGCCCAAGCCACCUCAUUGAUUCCUCUCAACGUGGAGGAGCAGUGGCUCAGCCCCCCUUCAAAAGAAACUCAUUUCAGUGGCUUGUACCUGCAGUCUUGUUCUUCAUCAUGACACAGAGAUCCUUGAACCCCUCCACCUCCCCUCAUCCCUCAUCUUGAAAGGGCACCUUUUUCAAGAUUAUGACAUGUUUACCUUGUAAUUGGAAACUUUGCAUACAUGUUGUCUGGACACCAAACUUUGUAACUUCUUACUUUUUGUUGUAAAUGUGGAAAAGCAUGAUACCCUCCUUUAAUCUAACAGAGAUUGUAUUGACAUAAAGCAUGUGUUGUUUGAAAUAACUCAGUCAUCUAAAAUCAAUGGGAAUCUUAGCUACAGGGCUUUCGGCAGUUCAUUAUGGCUCAGUGUCUCUCUAAGUUUCUGAAAAAAAUAUUUUGCAGCUUUAAUUGAUUGGACGAGUGGGAAGGAAGAGAGUCUGUCUGUCAUAUGUUACAGGAAAACUCCUGCACACAGUCUAAAGAACCUUUUAUCAACAAUGAUUUCUAUUGACAGUAUAGACAAUUGUGCUUAUCGUUUCUGCAGUUGUAACUUUUGUCAAACAUCCUCUUUGGGUCCUUGGAGACAGAGAAGAACAUUGAGACAGAUCAUGGUUGGUAGGGACAGAUAAUUUUUUGUGUGUGUGCAGCCAGACUUCAUGCCACCCCACUCAACCAAUCUGGACACUGUCCUGCUGCUGGAUAUGUGAUAUAACACAGUAAAUGUGUAACUGUCAUCCUUCUUGAUGUAAAUGAUUCAGCAUAUUGUUUAACUGUGUUACACUAUAGUAGAAUAAAUGCUUAGCAGAUGACUUGUUUAGUUUGAACUUGUCUCCUGCUGAGUCAGUGAUAGAAACAUUUAAACACAGGAGUCAGACCUCUUUCUGCUCACUUCCCAUUUCUAAAUGACUUGUAUUUCUGUUCUUGUUUCCUGGUUCCAUCAUGACGAGCAGCAAUCUUGGCAAAUCAAAUGGAGAAGCUCCAGGACCUGAGCCAAUCAGAGCUGCAGGAGCUCCUGGACACGCCAGAGAGGGUGGAGUCUAUGGCUCUCGAGUCUGAUGAGGUAAAAAUGAUCUUCAUUUUCCAUUUGGCUGACAUGUUCCAGAGGCAGCAUUAAGUGGCUCUGGUCAUUUAACUGACUCUGGCUCUGCUGGUUAAUCUCUUUAGAACUCUGCAACCAGCUGAGUGUCUGAGGACAAGGGCAGCACCUUCCAGCUCGUGUAGACUCUGUACAAACUCUGCUUUUGUUGUGUAGACUGGUGGGAAAAGAAACACAGUCUCUGUGAGCUGCUCUAAUACAAACAGAGGAGUCAGGUGAGGCCGUGAUGACAGGGAGGGGCUAAGGACGGUUUUACACCACAAAAGAAGCAAAAAAAAAAUACUCUGUUCCACUCAGUCACAUUUUCCGCGGGAACAAAAGGAAAGCUUAUGAAAGAAAAAAACUGUUUAUGACUACCUCACAUGUAUCUGAGAAAUAAGAUGUACACUGGCAGCCACCCUAAAAUCUUGGUUUACAAAAUAACCAAUGAUCUGAAUGCUUGUUAAUCGCAGAGCAUCAAAUUACAAAAUCUAAUGAGCUCAGGUAUAUUUGUCAUUGAAAGACAGUAAACAAAUAAAAUGAUGAGGCACAGAUUACGAUCACAGUAACGAUGGCUGGAGGGAAGGUUCGCUUGUUAUUUUUAAUGAGAAAGAAAGACAGUGGGGUCCAAUCAGGGAGGACAGGUACAGGUACAGGUGAGCUGUUGAGCAGAGGGGAAGGUUUAAAAAAAAACAGAUGAUGAAGUUAUGUUAUAAGGGCUUGAAAGUGCAACCGUUUCACUCGCAUUUGCAACUAAAAAUAGAAGUGUGUGAAUUGUAAAAAAAUCAUCUGAGGCAACAAAUGUUUUUUCAUGUAAAUACCACGGUGAAGUUAGUUUUAGGUUGGAUAUUCGAUGGACAUUCACGGAGGAUCUACUGGUGUCUUCUAAAACUCUCAAUAACCAGGAAUGGCAAGAGCAGCGUGGUUAAAUCUGCUCGGCAUCCUCGCUGUAAACGUCAGAUGUUGAAUAAGGGACCAUCAAUAAAUUACUGGUUGAUGUUCUCAAAAAAGGCUGUUUUCCCUCAAUAGUUUUAAUGUCAUAUGACCAGAGGGCCUUAACCCAUUAAGACCUGAACCCUGUCUAAGACGUGCCUCCGAAAUCCUGAGGGCAAUUUUGAGAAGGGCCCCCAGAUCCUGAAGUGUUAAGGUUUACAAAAAAGCUGCUAUCUCGGCCUCUGUAGUAGAUAGAAACAAAAUUCAAAAAGUAUUUGAGAGCUUACACAUGUGGCUUUCAAGAUAACUAUCUUUUAUUUUUCCGAACCUUCAUCGCAUUAUUGAAAACCUUGAACAAACAAACUUAAGUGAAACAAAGCUGCUGUAUAAAUAAAAGUAAAGGCUCUGCAUUGGAGAAUAACAAACUAUUUGCUUUCUGUAAAACAAGUGGCAGUCAUGAUAAAGUGUCCAUUCAACACAAAUGUAAAUAUGAAAAAUAAAGUGUUGAAAAGGUAUACAGCUGCCCCAGUAUAGUGCCAGGACAAAAGCAGCACUAAAAACUAAAAAAUAAGUAAACAAAUAAGUGUCUGACAGUGUGUUCAUCUCUGUGCACACCCAAAGUCAUGCAACACUCACAGAAAAUGCUGAUAGUGUGAACCAAAGCACUCCAUAUGAAGAGGUUGUUCACACUGUUGGAUGUUUCUUCUCCAAAGCUGCUCUUUGCCUCCGUCACUGUUUACUUUCCUCACGAAGCAUGUAGCAAGACCCGAGCAUGGAUCCGAUCGCUUUAUUAAGCUUUAUGAGCCUAUCAGAGGCAGACAGGUAUGAUGACCCACGACUCCAGAAAUGAUUGAAAAACUAAAGAAUGUUACAAAAUGACGAAUCUGCGCUCCCAGGUUGGAGGGUAGAAAUGCACAGCGGCGCUGCUGGCUCCAAAGAUUGAAAUAUGUACACACUUCUCCCGGCUUGAAGGGUUGAAAUACCUACAUGCACCCGGCUUUCCAAGUAGAAAUGUGCAGCCGAGCUCCCAGCUUGGAAGGUUGAAAUGCGUGCAUGCUGUCCCGGUUUAAAUGGGUUAAAUUGAUUUCAAAUAAUAGUACUUACGUCUACCAAUAAGACACGCAUUAUUUGAUCAAUUUUCAUUAUGCCCCCAAAGUUCUUUGUGUGCUCCUUACUUUUUAAACUUGCUUUAAUAAACGGUAUGAUAUGCUCAAAUCUGGCUGUAAACUCUACAUGUGAUAGAUCUCUUGUAGGUAGAGCUACACAGCUGCACAGAAAUUGCACAUUGUGGACUUUGCUGGGUGAAAUGGAAGUGAACAAACAGGAGGACAGUUUGAGCCUCUGGACUCUGGAGACCUCCUUUUAAUAGACUGUCUUACAUACCGGAGUGACCUAUAUUACAGAUUUUACAGUAGAUUGGCACAGUCCUGCUGUGAUCUCAUAUGGAGAAAGCAGGAAGACUGUGCAGAAGUGUGUAUCUACUGGUACAUGUUAUCUCUCCUGUGUGUCCGUGAACACAUCCUACAGAUUGUCAGCGAAUGUAACACUGCAGCCUGAGCCUAUUACUGGCUUAAUAUAGUACUUAAAAUACACCUGAUAGCAUUAAGCCCUCUGCUUAAACUGUGGAAGAGUACAGCUCCACCAUCGUCCUGAAAAAGGGAUAAUCCUGUAAAACACAGGUGCUGCUGUCCAAAACUUUAAAAAAAAAGAAAGUUUUUUUUCAUACAAUCUUAACAGGUUUGUUUAGACUGAGAAAAACAGAUCCUUAUGUUAUAGGUCAUAUUAUUGACCUCUGUCAGUGGAAAGUCUGAGAUGAUCAAAGCUGUCAUUGUUUAGGUUCUGUCUAAUCAGCUGUAGACACACCCCCAUAACAGAAACUCCAGAGACGGCACAGUCAGGGAAAGAUCACCUGUGCAGAGUCAGCACAGUGUUCAGUCACUCAUUAAAAGUUUGAAUGCAGUCAAAUAUCCACAGUCUCACAAUGGUACAACUCUCUCUCUUCUCCCACUUCUUUGUUUCCCUUUUUCACUUUACAUAACGCUCUCUCUACCUGCUUUUCAACUCAGCCCCAUACUAUCAGGGAUGCUGACUUUGAACUGGGAGCUGAUAUAAUGCUCAAUGGUCUCUCUACUUUUUAGAGAGGAAGAUACAGCAUCCAUGGUUUUAAAAAGAGUGUUAGAUUUUGGUUGGUCACACCUGAGGACAGUUUUCUUCUCCCCCUCAGUCCAUCUUAAAUGGUCUAAGGUUCAGAAAAGUCUCUGGUGUUUCUGGAUCCUGUUUCUAUCUGGUUUUCUCUUUGUAUGGUUUAGUUUUAGCCUCUUUUAUGGAUGCAGUGAUGAACCGUGUUCACAGACAAUGGUUUUUGAAGUGAUUUUGAGUCCAUGCAGUGAUUUUUCCCUACAGAGUCCUGUCUGUUGUUAAUGUAGUGCUGCCUGAGGGCCUGAAGAUCAGGACCAUCCAGUCUUGGUUUUGAUUCUUGUCCUGUCAGUACAGAGAUUUCUUCAGAUUCUCUGAAUUUUUGAAUGAUAUUAUGUUUUGAAGUUGAUGAAAUCCACUCAUUCUUUCACCUUUGAUGCUCAGGAACAUUUUCCUGAAACUGUUUAAUUUAAAUUUAAAAUGAGCAGGAAUAUUUCAUCAAAACAUUUCUCAGUUUGAAAAGUUUUCAAAGUCUUUGAAUGAUUUACAAACCAUCACUAAGAGCCCAAACCAUGAAGGAGUUGGAGUUGUACUGUAUAACAGCAGACUCUAGCCUUUGGUGUUUCUGCUCUUAAACAUAACCACCAUAAUCGUUGAAUCACCUUUUUUUCUUGUCAAAAAAAAAAUAAAAAAAAUUCUGGGAGCAGUGACUGAUAAAUAGGCUGAAAAAACUAUCACUAAAAUAAAUUGGAAAACUAACGCUUAUGAAACGUCCGUAGUUUUUGUCCUUAAAAAAGGAUCUCAUAUGACCACAGCACCCUGACAGAUACACUGCUUCAUGGAUUGUGGAUGGGAGUUCAGGUUUUUUUUAAAUCAAAUAAUGCUUUCAGUUUCCAUAUUACUGAAAGCUAACUCUGAAAAUAACAAAAGACUAAACUUCCUGUACUUCCUGCCCUUACGUGUGUGUGUGUGUGUGUGUGUGUGUGUGUGUGUGUGUGUGUGUGUGUGUGUGUGUGUGUGUGUGUGUGUGUGUGUGUUUUCAGAUCCAGAACAUCCAGCUGGAGAGGGAGAUGGCUCUGGCAUCAAACCGCAGCCUGGCUGAACAGAACCUGGAUAUGAAGCCUCGACUGGAAUCCCAGAAGGAGCUGCUUGUGGAGAGAUACUCACAGCUGGAGUCCAUCAGAGAAAACUACAGACAGCACUGCUCCUUAAGAGGUACAGAGGGACAGGGGGGAGAUGGGCGGGGGGUGCCUGACUAUGGACCUUUCACAUCCAAUAAAUCAUGGUACUCACUGUCUGAUAGAAAGGGAGAAAUUACAGACGUAAAAACAGAUUGAUCAGAGUGAGGAGCAUUUACACAAUAUUAUCAGCACAUUGUCGGUACCAGUAGAUGUAAACAUCUCCACCAGUAUUUAUGGUAAAUAGGAGGACAAAUCAUUUUUGUGGAUGUCAUGAAAAUUUCUGUAGAAUAGAAUAGAAUAGAAUAUUCCUUUAUUGAAUCACCAUUGUACACCAACAAUGAACUUCAAAAAACUGUACACAAGUAUUUCAAAGUGCUGUAAACGUACAAGGAAAUACCUUGUGAUGCUUGUAAUGCUACCAGUUAAACUGCAUUUCAAGAAUUGUCAUUUGAAAGAACACCAAGAAUUUUCGGAGAACUUUUAAAAGCACCUACAACAAAACAUGGCAGCAUCCUCUUCUUGAGUUAUUCAACAAAGCUAAGACAUAAAACAGAGAGAAACCAGGGAUAAAGGAGCUAAACAAGGAAAUCAAUGACCUUACUACUGUCACUAAUAAACAUGACGGCUUCUUCAGGCAAAGUAUUUACUUGGAUUAGCAUCGGUGUCAGUAACAGUAUUAUUGUCAGUAUCAGUAACAAUAUUGGUAUAAGUACAAGUGUUGUAACUACUGUCAGAAUCGGUCGUAAAAAAUAGUAAUUGAAUUAGUAUCUAACAGUGUUUGUUUUCCUUGAAGAUUUGUAUCAAAUCCUUGUUUGUAUUUGCAUCAGUAUUAUUAUAAGAAUUAGUAUUAUUAUAAUGUGAAAAUAGAUGUGGCUACAUUUAUCAGAUUUAUCAGUGUUAGUAUUGUAAUAACUGUGUUAAGAUUGUUAUUGGUAUCAGUGUCUAUAUUGCUAUAAUAAUUAGUAUUGGUAUCAAAUCAAUUUUGGUAUCAGUAUCAGUUUUGUUAUCGGAAUCCAAUAAGUAAUAAUAUAUGUAUCAGUACUGAAAUCAAUGUCAGUAUGAACGUCAAAUCAGUAUUGGUAUAAAUAUAAGUAUUUGUGUCAAAUCAUUACUUGAUCCAGUCAGAUCCAGUCCUAACCCUAACAAGGUUUCCACUGUAAUGAUUGUAAUGAAUGUAAAUGAUUGUGGCGCACUGCCACGCCAUUAUAAGCUCUCCCCCCACAGUUUCAAAAAACCCUGGAGGAAACCAUGGUCUUUAGUGUUUGUAUGGAUACUAGUUUUAGUACUAGCUGGUACUAGUAUUGAUAUCAACAUUGGCAGCCUUUUUGGUAUUCAUAUCAGUGUUGUCACUGUUACUAGUAUCAGGGUUGGAGUAAGUAUUAGUAUCAGUAUUGGUCACAAUCUGUAAAGCUAGCACAUCAGUAUCUGUAGGAGUAUCAGAAGCAGUUUUGUUAUCUGUACCAGUAUUGGCAGAGUAUAGACAAUUAAACCAGACUUGACUAUUGAAUGAUAGAUUUUGAAGACAGAGAGCUGGUUUACAUUAAGUCCAUCUGAGUUAACUGAGUUCAAGAAUGGCAGGAGAGACAUAGUAGUUCAACAUAAAGUGUACACAUUGGCCCUCAUUUAUCAAUCUUUCGCAGAUCUGAGCGCAGGAUUCAUCUUACGAUAGGACACACAUGCGAUUUAUGAUUACGAUUUUAUGCGAUGCGAAAGGGUUCGUAUCUGACCAAUCCCAGCGUACGUAUGAUCGGGUCUUGAUAAAUGCGGCGGCUGUAAUCGAUCGUCAUUAACAUGUUUACGCCCUUAAAUAUUCGUGGUUCAGAAGCCUCGCCCACUGAGGUCAAACAUGAGAGGAGAAAUACUAGAAAGAUUCAAAUUUCUUCAGAGCUGGAAGUGGAUAUCCUCACAUCUGUGGUGGAAACUAACAAGGAUUUUCUCUUUGGAAACAUCAAAACUGGUAUAAAAGCAGUCCAGAAAACUCCUGUCUGUUUUCUGGGAUUUCAGGAUUAUGGUGGCGCUGAACAGCGCUGCUGCGGAAUAGCAGACAGUGGCUGAAGUUUGAAUAAAUCAUUAGUCAAUAAGUUGCUCAUGAUGAUAAAUUAAUAUCUCAUACGUGCCUCAUAUUUUUUAUCGCCAUGACAUUAGGGUAUGUUUCUCCUAUUAUUGAAAGUAUUUAGUUUGAAUUUGUUGCGUCUUUGUAAUGUAGAGCGGACUGUAGAGUCUGACAGAGGCUGAACAAAAAUAAUUAUUAACCUCACCUAACGGUGUGUUGCUGCCCCUGAGGCACAUUUUUAUGGAUUUCUAUUGGAUUUUUAUCACUGAUUAAAUAGCAAGAGCACUCUCUAAACUGAUACUUUACAUCAGAAUCCAUCAAUAAGGUCCUGUCUCCUCUGUACAGCACCUUUGUGGAGUCUCUCCUCGUUAUUGUUCUCCGGGCAUCAGGUCCUCACGUUGCACCGGCACAGCUAACGGCACUCCAUUCACCAGUGCAACAUUGUGCAAAACUGUACUGGCCCAAAUGAUGUCCCACACCCUUUCAGGAGUGUACAACAACGUCCCCGCUGCUGGGCCAAGACAGAGACACCUGCCUUUUAGGAGUCAAACACAGCGCUCCACAGUGGCGCGUGUGUGCGCAAUGUUGAAAUGGCGCUCCUGCUCUGUGGCAGUGUUUCUGGGCAGAAUUAUCAAAUAGACCUAAUCACUAAGGACAUAACAAAUUUAUUUUGUUUUAUUUACAUCUUAAUCUUUAAUGAAAUCUGGCUGAUUGUGCUUAAUGACAGGUUUGAGGUUUGUAUAUCAAUUAUUUUGAGACAGACAUUUGCUGCACCGCAGAUCCACACUGACUCAAACUUACGUACACAAUGUCAGACCUGUCAUGAGAUUUGGUCGUAGCGUACGCUCAGGUGCAGAUUGAUAAAUGCCGAUCCUCAUGUCAAAACUGUUGUACGCAAGGUGUACGCAAGUUUUCUGCUGUACGCAAGCUUGAUAAAUGAGGGCCAUUGAGUCUACACAUCCGCCUGGAGUAUUUAGCAUUUACAGGGUUUUAUCAUACAGGGCUCCAAGUUCCUUCUGAUGACUGAAACUUUUUAACUGGUUAAAUAAUGAUGUUAAAAACUGGAACAGUGCCGUGAGUCUGACUUCAAAAUUUAUUCUGUCAGCCUAGUAUACAAAGCUGAAGGAGGACCGAUUUGUCCUAAUCAGAGUUCAUUUCCUGUUAUUUUGCUCGUACAGUAAAUCGUUCUCUGUGUUUGAUAGUUAUUAGAUAGAAUAAAAGAUCAGAAACAGACUGAACAGCAGCACACUGGGGAGAAGCUGAAGGAUGUGUGUCGCAUUUGUUUGGUGCAUAUACAGCAGCAUACAGAAAUGUGCAGUUUGUGUCUAAGGCGGUGUGCAGAGGUCUACACUUGGUGCCUGUGUUUAGUGGUACAAGUGACAGGUGCUCUCUGUGGAGCUGAUCUGAAUACAAGGAGAGGCACUCCACUAUAAACAGCCUUUGACUGUUAAAUAUCUGAUGCGGACAGUCUGAGAAGGCUCUGUCACACCCACCAAUGAUAUCACGCCCUGUUACAUAACAGCUGAAGUUGGUCCAGGUGCUUUGUGUAACCUGUGUGAAAGCUGGAACCCUUAAAGAUUGAAAGUUACAGCUCAGUUUGAAGGAUCACUUUAAAACAACUGGGAAAAAAGAGUCAUGCUCUGUCAAAUGAAAUUAUCAGAGUGCAGUGAACUUCUCUGUCUGCAUUCACACUCUCACACCCUCUCUCACCCGUACAAUGAUGUCACAGCACACAGGUGUGCCCUAUCUAAUAACACGUCAGCAAAGGUAGCACGUGGAUAGAACCGGUUUUUAAUGUGCUGUGCCUGAAAAGUCUAAAACCUUGUUUUUUUCUCUCUCUCUCUGUCCUCAGAUGGGAUGGUGGGUCAGGUGUCUCCUGAGGCAUUUUUCUCCAGACUACAGACAGAGGGCAGCAAAACGGAGGCAGAGUCAGAGGUCAGAAAUGUUAACACACUCACAUAUGCACUUACACAAACACUAGCAGGUUUCAGAUAUGUAUCAAAAUCAUGUCUGAGGCUGCACUCAUUCUGAACAGUCUGUACUGUACCUGAGCAUCUCUCACCCCUACAAUCCAGCUUGUUUGACUGGUGUAAGUGCUCCCCACUGCUCCUAGAGUAUGAUACACUUCCCUGGCCUUAGCACUGUUGGCAGAGGCAAGCUUUGGCAUGAGGACAUAAUGAUGGUUAUACUGCUCCUCUAAAAAACUCAGUAUGACUACUUAUGCACUUAAACAAGCAUGAGUAACAUGGCAACAUGGACAUGACUUAGAGUGAUGAAAGUGCUCCUAUCACUACCCUGUAUAAAAAAUAAUAAUAAUUAGUAACCAUACUGGUCAUUACAGCUGUCUUCGUUUACCAGUAAUGAUGAUCGAUGUCUUUUGAAAAAAAAAGAAAUAUUGAUAUUGUGUUAAACUAAUCAUCUGGUAGAAUGAAGAGAUGAAGAAGAAGCAGCAAAACCCUGCUGUAUGUAUGUACAACAGAUGGGCCUAAUGGUACCCAGGUGUGGUUAAGAUCGGAGGAAAAUGAGUGCAGGCCUUUGGGGUCUGGGGAGGAGGACUCAACAUGCCUCAAUACGAAGGAUCGACCAAUAUGUUUUUUUAGGGCCGAUACCAAUUAUUAGUUAUCAAGGAUACUGAUAACCAAUAUUUGGUGCUAAUAUUCAUUUGUAGUAAAAAUAUAUAUUUUGGUGUCAAAUUUUUUUGUGUGAAUAAUUUGUACAUUUAUAUGUUUCAGCCUGUAUGUAUCCAGUGGGUCUAAAAAGAUUUGCGUCCGACAUUGACUCAUCUGAUCAGCAUUAUUUUUGACGUCACAUUAAAAAUCAACAUAGCAGAUCACGGCUCAUUCAUGUUCUACCAAACUCCGUAGUGAAUGAAGAAAAACAAAAACUACAGAAAGACAUUUAUCCAACCACUUGUAAAGACAAGACAGUACGAAGACUUUUUUCAGCCGUGCUGCUAAUUUCAGAGGCGCUCGGCUAACUGAAAAAUAUAUACAGUGGAUAUAAAAACUCUACACACCCCUGUUCAACUGCCAGGUUUUUGUCAUGUAAAAAAAUUAAAUCAAGAUAAAUAAUCUAACAACUUCUUCCACCUUUAAUGUGACCUGUUACCUGUACAACACAAUUUUAAAACAAACAGAAAUCUUUCGGGGAGGUGAAGUAAAAAUAUACAACUGAGAUCAUGUGGUUGCCUAAGUGUGCACACCCUUUAAUAACUGGGGAUGUGGCUGUGUUCAGAUUUAAUUAAUAACAUUCAAACUCAUGUUAAAUUGGAGUCAGCACACACCUGUCACCAAUUAAAGUGCCUCUGAUCAACCCCAAAUAAAGUUCAGCUGUUCUAGUAGGCUUUUCCUGACAUUUUUGUAGCCACAUCUUCCAGCACAAGCCAUGGUCUGCAGAGAGCUUCAAAAGCAUCAGAGGCAUCUUAUUAUUCAAAGAUAUCAGUCAGGUGAGGGCUACAAAAGAAUUUCCAAGGAAUUAGAUAUACCAUGGAACACAGUAAAGACCGUCAUCGAUAAGUGGAGAAAAUAUGGCACAACGGUGACAUUACCAAGAACAGGAAGUCCGUACAAAAUUGAUGAUAAGACAAGAAGAAAACUGGUCAGGGAGGCUACCAAGAGGCCGACAACAACACUAAAGGAGCUGCAGGGAUUUCUGGCAAGUACUGGCUAUGUAGUACAUAAGACAACAUCUCCCGCUGUCUUCAUAUGUCUGGGCUAUGGGGUAGGGUGGCAAGACAGAAACCUUAUCUUACAAAGAAAAACAUCAAAGCCCUGCUUAAUUUUGCAAAAAGACAUCUGAAAUCUCCCAAACGCAUGAGGGAAAAUGUUUUAUAGUCUGACGAAACCAAAGUUUAACUUUUUGGGCAUGGUUGCAAAAGGUAUAUUUGGCGCAAAAUCAACACUGCUCAUCAGCAAAAGAACACCAUACCCACAGUGAAGCAUGGUGGUGGCAGCAUCAUGCUUUAGGGUUGUUUUUCCUCAGCUGGAACUGGUGCCUUAGUCAGGGUGAUGGGAAUUAUGAACAGUUCCAAAUACCAGUCAGUGUUGGCGCAAAACCUUCGGCCUUCUGCCAGAAAGCUGAAGAUGAAGAGGAACUUCAUCCUUCAGCACGACAAUGACCCAAAGCACACAAGUAAAUCAACUACAGAAUGGCUUCACCGGAAUAAGAUUGAGACUUUGGAAUGGCCCAGCCAGAGCCCAGACCUGAAUCCCAUCGAACAUUUGUGGGGUGAUCUGAAGAGGGCUGUGCAUAGGAGAUGCCCUUGCAAUCUGUCAGAUUUGGAAUGGUUUUGCAAAGAAGAGUGGGCAAAUAUUGCCACAUCAAGAUGUGCCACGCUGAUAGACUCCUACCCAAAAAGACUAAGUGCUGUAAUAAAAGCCAAAGGUGCUGCAACAAAGUAUUAGUUUAAGGGUGGGCAUAUUUGUGCAACCAGGUUAUUUUAACUUUUCUAUUUUUUAUUUUUCCCCUUAAAGGUUUUAGUUUGUUUUUCCAAUUGCAUUGUACAGGUUAUAGGUCACAUUAAAGGUGGAAAAAGUUGUGAAAAUAUUUAUCUUGCUGUCAUUUUCUUACAUCACUAAAACCUGUCAGUUGAACAGGGGUGUGUAGACUUUUUAUAUCCACUGUAUGUAUGUAUGUAUGUAUAUAUAUGUUAAUAGGCGAGGCGGCUGGGUCCAAGUUUCACCUCUGGGUGUGUAUGUCAUUGAAACAGAUUAUCAGAAGACUUAAGUGUUUUUAAAACUUCAGCUCAGACUUUUUUUUCUGCAACUUUGACAUUUUCUGUAGCCUUACCUUCAUCCACCAAACCUCUUGCAAAUGCAGCCGUUUUUUGCUUUAUUUUAAAAUGAGAAAAGAACCAGAGGUAGUGCAUGCUAGCUCCGUACGCUUUUCAGAAACUGUGGAGCACCUCUAGCGGUGUUGUUACCUUGUAGUUUGUUUCUUUUAUUUUAUUUCUCCAUGCUUAAUGGUGUUUGUUAUAACUCUGAGCAUGUGGUUUAUGAGAAGUGUAAGUUGAAGAAUCUUAUUUUUGACUGUGAAGAUUGCCUCUGGGGAAUGACUCUGCCAUUGGUUGAGAAGGAGGCGAAAGUGGUCUGUAUUACUUUGUGUAUUAUUUAUCUGUGUUAGCUACAGCGCUCAGCAGUGCUAUUUAUGUAAUGAUUACAACAGCUGAUAUUGACUUUUAUUUUGUUUAUUGAAGUUUUAGUUCUACAGUGUUACUGAACAUCAGUGUAAGGAACAGGAGUCUCGCAUCUAUUUAACUGGCGGCAUACCACCGAUUCAUGGAGCACUCUUCUCUCUCCCUUGCUGUGAAGCUGCACCGAGAGUGUUGAUUGGCUGUCUGUGUAGCUAAUCAGUGGGGAUUGUAGGCGGGACACUGUUACACAGCCAAGAGUGGUGACUUCAGGCAGAGGAAGGUGGCUGUGUAGGAGCCGAACAAGUGCAUUUUAAAAUAAACGUAUUUUAUCAGCUAUCAGUGGAAAAAAUGGCCGAUGCUGAUUAUUGUAAAAAUGCUGAAUAUUAGCCGAUAUUAACGGCCUUGCUGAUUAUUGGUCAGUCCUUACUCAGUAAGGUACCAGGAAAUUGGGCGGAGUGUGAGCGCAGUCCGAAGAGACAGUGAUGUGAAGAAGUGUUUUAGAAGUGCUUACUGAUGAUGUGCUAACUGUGUGUGUGUGUUUGUUUGUUUGUUUGUGUGUGCGCAGGCUCUAGCUGAUGAGUUUUUGGAAGGUUCCUUGCCAUUGGAUUCCUUCCUGGAGCGCUUCCUGUCCCUUCGCUCGCUGGCUCACAGGAGGCGGGUUCAGAUAGAGAAAAUGCAAGAAAUCCUGAGACAGAGGAGUGAAGGCCAUCCCAUCGCCAUAACAUCAUCAGCUGGCAGCCAAGACCCUGCCCCCUCAGCUUGGAAUCAACCCACGUCAACAUCAACGACCACACCAAGCUCCGCCUCUCAGAAUCCCUCACAGCAAUCCGCGUCCUCGUCAGCAGGGGGCACCUCUGGCCUCCCAUACAGCCCCUAUCCCAUCAUUCCCCCUAACCCCCCAACAGCAGCAGUAGCAGCAAGCUCUGGCCCUGUGAACCCCCCAUCACAAUUUCCUCCCUACCCAAGUUCUGGCUCACCUUUUACCCCCACAGGAAGCUUCUCCGGUCCCCGGCCCGCCUUUGGGCCCCCGGCUUCAGGAGGCUGCCCCUACCCCACCCAGCCCUCCUUCCCUGCCCCCCACCCAGGCUCAGCGUUUGGUCAGUACACCCCCAGCCACCCACCGAGUGGCCCCGCCCCCUACCCUGCAUCCUACAGCUAUGGGGGCUAUAGCUACCCAGCAGGGCCUGCCUACUCUAGCUCUCAGUCCCCCACAGGGAGGCCCCUGUACAGACCGGGGUACGGGGUCCCACAGCCGUACUCCUGAGAGCCCCGCCCCCUGUCUCUUCUUCUCUGUGCCCUCUCCCCUCCUGUUUACCUGACUCCUCCCCUUAUCCCUCCCCUUCUUGUCUUUUUACCUUUUCUAACCUCCCCACAGACCCCGCUCCUACAAGCCCCGCCCCCAGAGUCAGAGGUCUCUCGCUUUACUUCUCUUUGUUGCACUAUUACUCUCUAUCUCACCCCUUCCCCUCCCCUUUCCCCACCCACACACACUCACACACUAGUCUCAGGUUGUUGUGUUAAAAACUCUCGUAUCUGGCUCUUUACACACACCCCCACUCCCCCCACCCCCCGCCCCCCUCACCCCCUGUCAUGUGUAUGUGUCUGUGUGUGAGUGUGUCUGUUGCUUUCAGCCAAUCAGAAAGUAAGAACAGAGUGCAUUGACCUCACAACACACAUGAACAGAGUGCAGUGUGUGUGUGUGUGUGUGUGUGUGUGUGUGUGUGUGUGUGUGCGUGUGCGUGUGCGUGUGCGUGUGCGUGUGCGUGUGCAUGUGGGUGUGGGUGUGUGUGUGUGUGUGCGUCCAGCAGAGGGAGCUGUCGGUCCUGUUCCUGUGUUUCUUCACUCCUUUGGUGAUUAAUAUCAGACCUGGAUGUUGUUUAGUCCUGUUGGGUUCAGAUCUUCCACACUCACUCUCUGAAGUCAUCACAGGUGUGUCAGGUGAUCUGUUUUGCUCACAGUCACCUGCAGACAGUUGGAGAGGCAGCACACACCUGUGUCCCCCUUUGUCUUUAACCAAAGAUCUGAUUUCAGUUUAAUGUCAUGCGAAAGAGAAGCUGCAGUUGUUAGCUCUGAAAAACAGCACUCUGUGCGCAUCGGCGCUUUCUGUUGGUUUCUCUCAGGACUGUCCAUCUUGUAAACCAUCACUGAAGCUUAAGAAGCUCUCAGUUAGUCCUGCUGGAUAUGGAUCAGUCCAGGUGGGGGCACCUGCCAGACCCAGACUCAGCAGUUCUUAGCCUUGGGGCCCCCCACCAGGGAUUUCCUGGUGGUCAUCAGAUGAUUGUGGAGAGAAAAAAACAUUGUGAUCUCAAAUAAAAUAUCUUUGACUUAAAUUAGUGUUUACAUGAAAUCACCUGAAUAAGGGACUACAUUUGUCUUACAGGAGCUGCUCUCAACUGACAUUGUGUUAACUUUAUGAGUUGGUGCUGUCAGCACCGUCUUUCUUCAUGAGUUUGACCUAAGGCCGUGACCUAUCUCUUAUUAAAAUGUUCAGGUUCUAAAAAAAAGUCCUUUAGUUCGAUUUUUUUUUUUUGCUCAUGAACUCCAACAAAGUCUUUUAUGGGAGUCAUGGCUUGAAAAAUUUGACAUCCGUCUCUUUAGCUAUUUUACACCCACCAGCUGGACUCAGCCUGCUGUCUGCUGCUUUUCAAGUGGGGAACUUUAUCAGUUUAUCAGUCUGCAUCCUGGCACCACUGAAGCUAGGUUAAAUUUGGAGGAGUUUGGUUUGGCAGCCAAAUAAUAUGGUCAGAAAGACUUUUUACUGCUCAGAUCAUCUGCAAAGAAAAACAAAAUUCAAAGCUUUUUGCAAAUUCACAUCAGUUCAGAAUUUCAGCUAAAGCUCCAAAUUCACAGCACACUGUGUUUGGAAGAUAAGUUGGUGCAGUUCUCUUGAAGUUUUCUUGUCGUCUUGCAAUCAGACCUAAUAAGACAGGCAUUCUGACUCUAAUCAUUGGUCAUGAUGGUGUUUUUUUCAGCAUCCUCUCAUUAUUUGUCAUUGACCUUGGUGGUACUUGCUAGCUACAAUGAAACUACAUUCUAGCUCAGACAGCUAAAAUCUAACUGAGAAUCAUCCAAGAAAAACAGUGAAACCUAGACUCAAUAAAGCAGAAGAGACAUUUAUGGUGAAACCAAGACUUAGAAGAAUAUACAGAGAGUACAAAUGAAUACAGUGAAUCAGACACUUUGGUCUAGUCAAACUGAGACUUAAAAAAGACAGUGAAACUGAGUUGUAGGGGAUAUAGAUACAGCAAAACAAAGACUCAUCAGAGUGGGGGGAACAGGUGCUCCACAGCUGAACCAGAGUGCUGUUAGUGAGUGACUCUUAGAGAGAAUCUGGUACCUACCCAAGCUGCCAGGUCAUCCAACUGGGACCUGGCAAGUCUGAAGUAGCAGAGAGCAUCAAGAAAGUUAAUCUAGUCACAGCUCAUGGAGUAGAAGGAGGAGUAGGAGUCAUUGGGUGAUCAGAAGUCAGGUCAUGCACACAGGACUGAUGGGGUCAGUAGUUUCUGCGCUCAGGUGUGAAUCUGGAAGUGUAACUGUGUUUCUAUGAGUGUGAAUAAAUGAAACAUGUCUUCACAUCCUGUCCACCCCGCACCCUCUCUUUUACAUGAACUGAUGCUGGACAGAUCACCUGAACUCUGUGUGUGUGUGAGGACAUGGGCUGGUCUGUGGUCAAACAUGGAGGUAAUCGGUGUGGAUGGAUGAUAUAAAUAACACUGAUUUUAGGCUGAUUAUGGAUCUUUUAGAAGAAGAGAGCACCUCCAUAAAUUACUUGUUAGAGUUAAACAUUUCAUCAAACUGAUCAUGUUUUAUAUCAAAUUUCUCUCAGCUGUUUUACAAUCCUUUGGUUUGAUCAGCUGAUCAGGAACACAUCCUUAAGCUCCAAGUCUUAAAGUGUUUAAAUCUGUCACACAUUGAAGGUGGUUCACAAAGAUCCAAACUGUUUCAGCCUCUAUAAUUCCAGGGUCCAGGAGUUUGACAGUAAUUUAAUCAGAAUUAAAUCAUCGGAUUACACUGAAUGUCAGAAAAUCGUGUUUCUUAGUGAACAGGAUGAGGAGAUCCAGUUGAGUUUUCUACCCUGAUAAACCUCCAGUUUGUGUCAUUCAAACUUUGCGAUAGGAGUAAGAUCACUUUGAUCAAGAAUUAAAAUCAUUCUGAUCCAAGUGAAGGAUUGGAUUACAAGAACUGUGUGGAAGAAAACUUUAAAACUGUCAAAGCAUAAAAAAAGAGUUACGGUUAUCAAACUCAUGAAGACAGCGUUUUGUAUUUUGCUGAAUUUCUUAGAGCAGAUUAAGGAGAUACUUGGGUUACUCCAUGAAUUUAACCCUAUGUAAUGAUUCAUCAUUUAACAGCAAUAUAACAAUAAUAAAGGACAGAAAACGGUGCGUGAAAAUGCUGGAUCAGUGUUGAUGUCUCCUUUAAAACUGGUAAUCUAGAUUUAGUAAAGUCUUAAUCUAGCACUGUUUUUUUCUGAAAGAGCAGAACAGAAAAGUCAACUGGAUUGCCUGAUCCUGGAAAAAGAAGGAAAAGAGAGUAACAAAUCAACUUUUGAAUAACUUGGCCCUGGACUAUCAUCUACAGCUCACCAAACCAGACCAAGUGAACCUUUAAAGGUCCCAAACUACAAAAACCUGUUUUUCUUAGUCCAUAUGUUUGUAUUUUAGAACCUCCAGCUCAACAUCCCUCAAACUGCGAACAUAAAGAAGUCUCUGCAUUAUUUCUGUAGUCCACCUCCUGGAAAAAACAUUACAUCUACAAGAGGGUUUGAGUUUGGUCCUGUCGUGACACAAUGACAGGAGUGAUUUCAGGAUAAGCAUGCAUUCAACCCCACCCCCACCCCCUCCCACUCCUUGUGUGACUCUGCUUCCACCUUUGCUAUUGUGGCUACCUGCAAGCAUGGCCAACUGCAUCAAGUUGUGCACAAAAGGCAAGGCCGAACCCAAGAUUUGAGCUCAGAGGUGUUUGGUUCCAACACUUCAACAGUCACCACCUCCAGAUUCUGGAUCAAAUGUAUUGUUACAGGUUCUCCUGGUGGGCUUGCAAUUACUUUUUUAUUUUUUCAUCGUAUUUUCAUCUCUGCACCUGUCUGCACUGGUCUCCUCCCUUCCCAGUCAAACAACAUUUAGAGUUGUCAGCCAAUCAGAGCAGAGCUUCAUUAUCAUAGCAGCCCCACCUACUCAGAUCACUGCAUGGCUAAUGAGGUCGGAAACUUGAGAGGCUGCAGAUCCUCCACAGAGGUGGAACCUAGAAAGCCAACUAAGACUGAUCAAUAUAUUGGGAUCUUUAAAAGCUCACACUGACUGAGCUGAAAGGAAAGAUUUAAAACCUGGAGGAUGAGCACAGUUUGGUGACAGGUGUGUCUGAAGGAGACUGGCAUACACACACACACACACACACAGUUUAUGUUCAGUCAGUGCGCCACACUGCAUGACAGAGGAUCAGACAGAGGAAAUAAACUACUCAUUAAAGUCAGAGAGACUUUAACCUCAUUUGACAGCGAAUAAUCAUCUGUUCAGGGUCAGCGAGUCUGUCUGAACUACAAAUCCAAACUAGACUACAAAACCCAGCUUACCACCUCCUCUUCUACAGGAAAGGGAAAGUUUUUUAAAUCAUUAUUAUCAUUACUAUUAUUAACCUGGAUUAGAGUCUGUCGCUGUAGCUGUUAAUCCAUGAGAUGACAACAGCUGACGUUUAGAGUUUUUUUUAUUUCUCUCCUUCUGUCUGAUGCUUGUUUAAUCUUAACUGAGUAGUUAUCAUGGAGCUUAUCAGGAUCAAACUUCUCAGCAGCUUUACAUCGGGUAUCAAACCUCACAGAUGCUCAGUGCUGUGAGACUCUGCUGAGCACGGAGGGAAACUCUGAGAGUGUCUCUAAGAACAGCGAUGCCUUCAGGAGCUGUUGUGUUCACAGAUGUUCAUUUUAUGUUACCCUCUGAGCUGAGGUUCAACCUGCAGUAGAGAAAACAGGCAUCAGGUGUAGAAACCUGUAUCUAUCAUAUUUCAUAUUUGAUCACAGUGAUGGAUCGAUUAUUGAGGUGCUCUCACAGGUCUGCAGCUCUGAAUUACAGAGUUCUGGUAGAGUAGAGGGAAGAAUCACUCUGACAGAUGCAUCAGCAGUUUGAUUGAAAGUCAGACGUUCCUCUAUUUAUUACUGCUCUCUUUUUGAGGCUUUAAGGCUGUUAAUAAAGGCUGUGUUAAUGGUUAAUAAAUGAUGUUUGAAUGAUUCAAACCUGGGUUUAUCUGGGUACAGAGCAUGACUUAUUUAAACAAGUGUAGUGCCAAGAGCUCAGACUCUGACUGUGUUCCAUGGUCUUAAACGUCCUGGUUCUGGUCCCGAUCCUGUGUUGGAUCAUACUGCUAAUGUGGUGUUUACAUGCCCAAAGAGAAACCUGGUUAUUCAGAUCCCUUAUUGUGCAGGUGCUUCAGAUGACUAUUUUUACAACUCAAACCUCAGUAAUUUCAUGUAAGCAUGCACUAAAUCUGAAUUUUGCUGAUAUCCAACAUGCUGAUUUGACUCACAUUUAUUUUGGCUAAUUCUGAUAUUCAUUAUGAUAUAUAAAUGCACUUCUUUUCGUAUUGUAAAGAAUGCAGUUUCUCUUGUUACAGAUUUUACCUGCCACUCUUAUUUUGAAAGUCUGUUUAUUAAGAACCAGGCAUGAACAACACAAACAAUAUUUGAUUGUUUUUCUACCAGAGAUGAUGACUGUUUCUUUAAAUACAGACAUUCAAUCAGGCUUUUACUGUCUGCUUUUAUGCAGCCAACCUGUGUGAGCUAUCACCACAUGCUCAAAAUUAAUGCAUUUCAAUCAUCAAAGCAUCACUUUUUUGACCAAUAAUUGAAAUGUGCAUAACUGCCAAUAUGUUGAUAAUAUUGUGCAUCCCUACUUUAGAGAUCUGAGAAAAUAAGAGCCUUCUGUGGCAUAUUGUGGACUUUGCAUAUAUAGAUGGUAACAAGGUAUUACAGAUAAAUAUAUAUAUAUAGAGAGAGAGAAAAGCGCAACAGCUACAAUUCAAUAUUUUCUCAUUCAAAGCAUUCAGUUUUCUCCAUCUAAACUCUAAAUCAUAAUUGAUUAUUUUGUAUAAACUCAGUUUCUUUUUGCGCCAGAAGUCAGACAGAUAUUAGAUUUAAUUAAUAAAAAGUGCACUAUUUUGGCUCCACCACUCGUGUGUCUUUGGCUCUGGGUUAGUUUUCUGACCUCACUUUAUCUCACCUAAAUCCCUGCCCACAACUCUGCCUGUAAGUGUUUACUCCUAUUAAGGACCUUCAGAGUCUCUGUUUUGAUUGAACACUUGUUUCUUAUGCGAGUCUUACAAACCCAGUGUCCUUUUUAAUAUUUUAUAAAUCCUCACAGCUGAAAAAGUAUAAUAUUAAAAAUAUAAAAUAUUCAAGAGAUCAGUUUGAUCACCAGUCAGCUCUGUUAUCUAAACUUAUCAUUGACUUCAUCAAAAUCACCAAAAACACCUUCAGUUUGAAGUUAAACACGUCUGAAUGUCUGUACAUCACUCUGAACAUGAGUCAGCGCCUGUUUGAUUAAAAACUGAUCUAAACAUCAUUAAUAAUUGAUUAACCAUUUACACGCCUUUAUCAAAGACCCUCAUUGUUAUCUCUGAGACAUGAUCAUGCUGCAUGUGACAGUGCAUGACCCACCUGAACCCAAUGCUACAGAGCUAACACAGUGUCUGAGACUGUGAGCGUGAGGAGCCAUGGCGGAGCUGUGUGUGACAUCUUUGUGUCUGAAUUUCUUGUCUCACUCUCUCUCUCUUUCACACACACUCACAGAAAAAAACAGGUGCGUGUGUGUAAUCAGACAGUGACACACUCCAGCAUGUGGAUGAUAUGUGUGUGUGUCUGUCUGCUGCUCUGACUGAAUGAUGACGAUGAUGACGAGGAGGACAGUAGUGAUGAUGUUUUAGAAGAAGCACAAAGAGGAGUUUAAAUAGAGUUUAGCAUUAAAAUCAGAUGGUGAAUUACUAUGAUGAUGAUGAUGAUGAUGAUGAUGAAGAUGUGAUCGUUAAAGAGACUUUUUCUUUUUUUUUCUCUUUUCUGGGGUUGUGAAUAAUUAAACUGAAGUUGAUCUAAAUGAAAACACUCUUGGGUAUUUAUUCAAAACCUUCAAAUGCUGCUGUCAUAAAAACAUCAUGUUUAUUAGCUUCUUGUAAUUUUUUUCACAGAUAAAUUCAAAACAAAGUUACAGUAAACAAAAAUAGUUCAUCAUGUCGGUUUGAUGGUGUUUGAAAAGUAAUUGCGAAAUUGCAUUUCUGAGUAUGUCUGCAUCCAAAUCAGCGUACCUCUCGCAGACCCAAAGGACAGGUUCAGACAGAGUGAGAUUUUCUAUGUCACAAAUCCAAACUCUGCCCCCAAGGCGAUUGAGAGGCGAUUGCGGAACAAGUGUGUGCAUUAGCAGAUUGCAAUGCUCGUAAGAAAGCUAACUAUAUAAGCUUUCAUUAUGGCCCCAAAGACAUUUGUGUCCAAGAGCUGAAUAGCUCCCAUAUUACUUGCCACUUCUGCUGCACAGGCAAUGUUAGGCUGCAAGCUAGCACCAAGAGGAGUGUGCAGAGCAGCGCUGUCCUCGCCCACGACUCAGGGGUGAAUUGCUAAUGAGUUACUGGAGCGCUGAAAAAAAAAAAAGCCCUCGAAAAUGACACGGGUAACGUGGUUUGGCUAAAAAAAAAAAAAAAAAAAAAACAUUGUAGUGGGACUUUACAAUAAUAAUGCAUUAGAUUUUGUAGCACUUUUUUAUCAGUGACCUCAAAGCGCUUUACAAUGGAUACAUCAUUCAUUUCAGUCACACCCUGGUGGUGGCAAACUACCUUAGUAGUCACAGCUGCCCUGGGGCAGGCUGAUGGAAACAUGGCUGCCAGUUUGUGCCUACAGCCUCUCCAACCACCACCACACAUCACUUUAAAGGGAUAUUCCGGCGUAAAAUGAAGUUAGGGUUUAGCACAUCGUAACACCAGGUUAGACACCCCCUUGAUAGAUGAAUGUUGCCGACUGCUUGCUUCUUCAGAUAUACAAACUUCAGCAACGACUGCAUGAAAGCAAUACACAGCGGUCUACAUCUCCACCCGCAAACCUCAACCAAAAAGCCACUCUAUAGCCACAAAUAAUGCUCAGAACAGCCUCAACUUCAUCAACAGUUCAUGUAGAGUCCCAGCCAUAGUGCUGGCCACCAAACAUCUUUUUAGCUUAGGUUAAUUUUUUAGCAAAGAGACUAAACACGACUCACUCACUCUCCUCCAGCAGCCGCUUGUUUGUGGGGGAGCCCUGAUGAGUCGAUCACUGAGUUCACCGGAGUUUGCAGCUCAAGGAAGAAAAUUUUUGAUUAUUACUUAAUGGAAAUGCAAUCAGACUGAGCCGCUAAGGCAGAAGAACUACUGCGUCUGCAGUGCAAAAUGAUUUUUACGAUGAUUAUUACUUAAUGGAAAUGAUCCGCUGGCAACGUUCAACUCUUAAGGGGAUGUCUAACUCGGUGUUACGGUGUGUUUGACCCUAACUUAAAUUUACACCCGAAUAUCCCUUUGAAACUGCAGCCAAAACAACUGUUGUUUCGGUCUUACACCCUACCCCUCCAUGUAAACAGAUGGGACAUGGCUUAUUUGAUGUCAUUAAAAGGGGCGUGGCAUCAUUAUUGACAGCUCUGUGUGUGUACCAGCUCAUUAGUGGCUGUGAAGGUCAGCCCCAAAUCAUUAUAAACAUUAGACAUAAAAUACUAUAAACACUGUCAAUGAUUAGCUUCUUCCAUCUCUCUUAUAACUGUGGUUUUAUUGGCUGCAUCAUCAAGUGCUUUUACAAUGUAGCCCCUGCCUACAGCACCAAGGCAACUGACCACUGACACUCAUACUUUGGGCAUCCAAGUCUUUAUUCAUGACUGUGUUUGUGUUAAUUGGACUAAGAGAAGAAAAAAAAAGCAAAAGAAAAAAAAAUGUAGUAUUGGAGGUAUAAGUUUUCAUACUUUUGUAAUCAACCUUAAUGAUUAAAAUUAAAAUGAAUAAAACACUUUUAAUGGCA